This is a messenger RNA of Carya illinoinensis, 3577 nucleotides long. Its product is annotated as ABC transporter B family member 26, chloroplastic-like. NCBI's taxonomy places the organism in Eukaryota, Viridiplantae, Streptophyta, Magnoliopsida, Fagales, Juglandaceae. The record is from RefSeq and is a predicted model, not a curated record. The transcript has 18 exons. Bases 760 to 2832 code for a protein of 690 amino acids. Gene Ontology annotation, molecular function: ABC-type transporter activity; ATP binding; ATP hydrolysis activity. Gene Ontology annotation, cellular component: membrane. Gene Ontology annotation, biological process: transmembrane transport.
CCACGGGUUUCAAAUCCAAACUGGUUACACUUCGCUAAUCUCUUUGCCUCCGAGACUUCCCGAUUAGAGAACAAGGGAGUUGCAGAACCUGUGAAAAUGAGAAUGAACGAUCUUCAGCCAAAUGUAGUUCGCGUGAAAGACAAAUAAAAAAGAAAUGGAAGUUCAAAGAGACCUGGCAUGAGGGCGUUCUCGGAAAUGUAGGUGUUCUUGGCGAUAACAGGAAGCAGCAGAAGAGUCAAAACCCCAGCUGCACAGCAAAACUCACUGAAAACGGGAAAUCGAAAAAGCUAUUUCAAACUGAGAUUCACCAAAUUCGAGCAGAAAUUAAACGAAUGACUGAAAAUCCAAGUAGUGAGAAAAUUGGAAGAACGGUACCUAAAGAGGAAACUAAGAGAGACGAGUAAAAUCCCGAGGCGGAAGAUUGGGUGUGGCGUCGACCUCGCUUUCGGCCAUGGCUAGACUGGAAAGGUCGUGUAAUUGAAGUUGGAGUGAAGUCGAAGACGCCAAAUGGCACGGAGGUUAAAGACGCUCUUUUGGGCUUCGGUUUGGGCCUCGUGAGCCGGACCGGAGUCUGAUUCGUCAAAAACUUUAUCAGGGGAUCACUAUCUUAAUUCUUACGAGGCAGAGGAAGUAUCAUUUUCCUUAGAUAUAGACUUAUAGUAUUAAAUAAAUUUAUUUGUUAGAUUAAGGGCUCCCACAAAAUUCUCUGUGUGAAAAGGUUCGUAACGUUCGUUGCGUCCAGAUUACCGAGACAACCCUAUGCACUUCUCUAAUUUGCAUCUCCAUGGCCAUCUCCCACCCCAACCUCUUCUCUCUCGAUCCAGUUUCCCACGUAGAAAGCAUUUCCCAAUUUCCAUUCCAAAAACUUCAACUAGACCGCAAUCCGCAUUUCCCUUCGCAUCCCACGGCCCCAAACCUAAAUGCCGACGCUUCGACAUCCGAAACUCAGUAUCCGCGGACCCGAAGAAUAUCAAAGACGGUGAGAAGGUUCCUGAAAGUUGGGUCGGUUUUGUUCGGUCGGUUUUUCCCGGUGGUAGUUGGUGGAAUCUACGGGAAAACGACAAUGCGGAAAUCACAGCGGCGAAGCCAAUCACGGUUAUUCUCGCUCUCCGUCGAAUGUGGGAAUUGAUAGCUGAAGAUAGAUGGGUUGUUUUUGUUGCAGUUGGUUCCCUGGUCGUCGCUGCGCUUUCAGAAAUAUCAAUACCAAGUGUAUUGGCAGCGUCAAUCUUUUCUGCACAGAGUGGUGAGACCAUGCUGUUCUCUAGGAACUCACAAUUCUUGGUUAUUUUGUGUUUUACAUCGGGGAUAUGCAGUGGUCUGCGAAGUGGUUGUUUUGGAGUUGCAAAUAUGAUCUUGGUUAAGCGUCUCAAGGAAACUUUCUAUUCAGCUAUUCUUUUUCAGGAUAUAUCCUUUUUCGACAGAGAAGCAGUUGGUGAUUUGACGAGCAGGCUCGGGGCAGAUUGUCAACGAUUGUCUCGUGUUAUAGGGAAUGAUGUUCAUCUAAUAUUACGCAAUACUGUUCAGGGUACAGGUGCAUUGAUCAAUCUGCUGAAUUUAUCUUGGCCUCUCACAUUAUCAACUUUGGUGAUAUGCUCUGUUCUAUUAACGAUCUUUCUGUUUUAUGGACAGUACCAAAAGAGAGCUGCAAAAUUAACCCAAGAGUUCACUGCUGAUGCCAACGAAGUUGCACAAGCAACACUUUCUUUAGUGAGAUCAGUCCGGGCUUAUGGAACUGAAAGGAAAGAAAUUGGAAGGUACAAGCAAUGUCUGGACAAGUUAGUUUUCAUCAACUUUCGAGAAAGUGUGGCUUAUGGAUUGUGGAAUAUGAGUUUCAGUACCCUAUACCGCUCGACACAGGUUAUUGCGCUACUGUUGGGAGGAAUGUCUAUUAUGAGUGGUUAUGUGUCAGCUGAACAACUCACUAAGUAUAUACUGUACUGUGAGUGGUUAAUUUAUGCAACUUGGAGGUUCACAGAUAGUUUCUCAUCAUUACUGCAGUCUGUCGGAGCUAGUGAAAAGGUCUUCCAGUUAAUGGAUCUCUUGCCUAGUGACCAAUUUUUAUCAAAAGGUGUGAAGUUGCAGAGGUUGAUGGGAAAUAUUCGAUUUGUAAAUGUAUCUUUUCACUAUCCUUCAAGGUCAAUGGUGCCCAUUCUAGAAGACAUAAACAUCUCCGUGCAAGCAAGCGAAGUGGUUGCAAUUGUUGGCCUAAGUGGUAGUGGAAAAAGCACAAUUGUCAAUCUUUUACUCCGUCUUUAUGAGCCAAUUAAUGGUCAGAUCUAUAUUGACGGUCUCCCCCUUAGAGAGUUGGAUAUCAGGUGGCUGAGACAAAAAGUUGGAUUUGUUGGACAGGAACCUCAUCUGUUUCAUAUGGACAUCAAGUCAAACAUCAGAUACGGUUGCUCUAGACGCGUUGAACAGGAAGAUAUAGAACGGGCUGCGAAGCAGGCCUAUGCUCAUGAAUUUAUCUCAUCUCUUCCUGCUGGUUAUGAUACCCUUGUUGAUGAUAAUUUGCUCAGUGGGGGACAGAAGCAGCGGAUAGCUAUUGCUAGGGCCAUUCUUAGAGACCCUGCUAUUCUGAUCCUUGAUGAAGCCACCAGUGCACUAGAUUCAGAAAGCGAACAUUAUGUUAAGGGGGCUGUUCAUUCAUUUAGAAAUGACAUCAAAGCAAACAGAACCGUCAUUGUAAUAGCACAUAGGCUCUCUACCAUCAAAGCUGCUGAUAGAAUCAUAGUACUGGACAGUGGUCGAGUCAUUGAGAUGGGUGACCACACAGAGCUUCUCCUGAAGGACGGCUUGUAUGCGCAAUUGUUUAAAGCUCAAAGAGUUGCUUGACUUGAUUCUAGAUCAUUUUUCUUUUCUUUUUUUGCAUGGAAGUGAAAGGUGGAUAGACAGGCUUAGCAUGCUGCAAAAUCGCGGCACCAUCAUGUGUAGGAGUUCCACGUCUGCCACUCCUUGCAUAUAUGUGUGGACAAUUACCUGCAUCAUUUUGGCAAAGAACAUUAAUCAAUAUAGUUGAAAUUUAGAAGUCAUGAACCCCAGGAACGAAAAACAUAGAUUUCCAAGAGCACAAGCGGCGAAGGAAGUUGUCAUUGGGCCACCAGUUCUGGAUUAUACUGAUAAAAGACAAAAUUUUAGAGCAGAGAAAUGAUAACAUGUUGGUCAAUGGUGACGCAGCCACUGCAAAUAGGACUUCUGCAAAGCUCUUGAACAAGACUACAUAUUUUUGUCGAUGGCGUGUAGCAGCCCUUCUGGUUUGACUACAUGAGAGGAGCAAUAGAUGAAACUUCAUACUACCGGGGAGACAGGAGGAGGAGGUUUAAUCUGCAGCAUAAUACAUUAUAGAUUUUGUAGCCUGUCUCCCUCUCUCUCCCUCUCCCAUGGAAGAUUUAUGUAAAUUCAUGUAGAACCCGACAUUUUGCCAAUCAAACUUUUGUUUUGUUAUCCAUUGAUCUACUUUCUUUUUCCCGGGGAUUUCUGAAAGGAUGGAUGUGAUUCUCACUCAGUUGAAGCUGAUGUUGUAUCAUUCAAAAUCCUUACUUGGUGAUUCUUCAUGUUCCCAGAUCGCCACCUUUCUUUU